This is a messenger RNA of Ochotona princeps (American pika), 2123 nucleotides long. RefSeq names its product protein prenyltransferase alpha subunit repeat containing 1 (gene PTAR1). The transcript is spliced from 7 exons. The record is from RefSeq and is a predicted model, not a curated record. Gene Ontology annotation, biological process: protein prenylation. Bases 4 to 1293 code for a protein of 429 amino acids. Gene Ontology annotation, cellular component: cytoplasm. NCBI's taxonomy places the organism in Eukaryota, Metazoa, Chordata, Mammalia, Lagomorpha, Ochotonidae. Gene Ontology annotation, molecular function: protein prenyltransferase activity.
AACAUGGCCGAGACGAGCGAGGAGGUGGCGGUGCUGGUGCAGCGGGUGGUCAAGGACAUCACCAACGCCUUCAGGAGGAACCCGCACAUUGAUGAGAUUGGCCUGAUCCCGUGUCCGGAAGCGCGGUAUAACCGGAGUCCCAUCGUCCUGGUUGAGAACAAGCUUGGCCUGGAGAGCUGGUGUGUCAAGUUCCUUCUGCCGCACGUGCACAGCAAGCUCCUCUUGUACAGAACGAGGAAGCAGUGGCUGAACCAAGACGAGUUGAUAGAUGUCACAUGUACCCUGCUGCUUCUAAACCCAGACUUUACCACUGCAUGGAACGUGAGGAAAGAGCUGAUCCUCUCGGGCACAUUAAAUCCUAUUAAGGAUUUAUAUCUGGGAAAAUUGGCCUUAACUAAAUUUCCAAAGAGUCCAGAAACGUGGAUUCACAGGCGGUGGGUGCUACAACAGCUAAUUCAGCAAACUUGCUGGCCUUCCUGUGUGACCAAGGGAGUUUCGGGAACAGUUCCUGCAGAACGGAGGCGGCAGCUGAUCCAGGAAGAGAUGGAAGUGUGUAGGGAAGCAGCGGGGAGAUACCCCAGCAACUAUAAUGCGUGGUCCCAUCGCAUCUGGGUUCUGCAAAACCUGGCCAGGCUGGACGUCCAGAUUCUUCUUGGUGAACUGUCUUCUACUAAACGUUGGGCAUCUAUGCAUGUUUCAGACCACAGUGGAUUUCACUACCGCCAGUUUUUGUUAAAGUCUUUGAUUAGCCAAACUGUGGUGGACAGUUCUACCGUGGAGCAAAACUCUUUGAGAAGUGAGCCAGCCCCCGUUCUUCCUAACGCUGAAGCAGCAGCGGCUUCAGCAGCGGAACCAAGGAUAAAUCCUCCUCAUCUUCUAGAAGAAGAAGUUGAAUUCACCACUGAUCUUAUUGAUUCUUAUCCAGGACAUGAAACUCUGUGGUGUCAUAGACGGCAUGUAUUCUACCUUCAGCAUCAUUUGAACAGCAGGUUUCAUCACCACGGGACUCCAUUGCCCUCUGCAGACAAUCCUGGGGGCACUGCGAGUGCGUUGCACCUCACCGCAGCAGGCCCCCCAACUUCUCAGACAAUGGAUGUGGACGGACCGAAUGACCCCAGCAAGCAAGGCUACUCCCAGGAAACCAAGCGCUUGAAGCGGACCCCGAUCUCAGACUCCCUAGGCCUAGAAAUGGAACACAGAUUCAUUGAUCAAGUGUUGUCCACUUGCCGGAACGUAGAGCAAGCCAAGUAUGCCAAUGCAUACCGGAAAUGGCUGGUUACUUUGAGCCAAUGAACAAGGUGGAACGAUCCUUCAGAAUUCCCUUCUUAGUGCAAUAUUGCUUCCCUUUCUAAUUUACGUGCUUGCAUGAGCUGCUUGCUGUUGUAGGCUAAGGAGUCUUCAUCUCUAAGCUGAAAGUCCAUAGUAAAUGUUUCAUUUUAUUUAUUUUGUUCAGAACUGGUAUUCCUUUGGGGAUAAAAUAAUUGUAUCAUUUCUUCCUGCUAACGAUGAGUUUUAAAGUUGUGAUUUCCUACUUGUCUUCCUUCCUAUUGCUGUCCAUGGAGCUUUUUACUUGGUUCCUCUAAUUGGUUCAACUUGCACAUCCACCCGUUUCAGUGUAGCUUCCACACACACAGGUCUUUAACAGUAAUUAAAAAUGUUUGUUACAGUUUAGCUAAAGAAUGUUAAUACAAAUGCAGAGUAAUUUGAUCUAGUUAUUUUUGAGACUCAAAAGCUGGCUGGAUGGAUGGAUAUGUGAAAUUAGAAACCAAUUUUUCUCUAGUAUGUUCUGCUCAAGUUGUAGACUAAGAUAACCAAAGUCAGAGUAUUAGAAUUUAUAUGAAAAUAUGCUUCCAUGCAAUAUCCAUUUUUAAAAUGGUUAUUUUAAAAAAAACUAAUUUAAGAGUUUAUGUAAUUGCAGUACUAGAAAAUGAUUUUUAGUCCUAGUUUUGAUAGAUUGCUUUACCUCAUAUUUGGUAAAUGCCAAAACACUUAGCAGCAUUUAUAACAUUAUUUUUCCCAAAAACCUAGAAUGCCAUUUUUAGUUACUAGGUUAAUUAAAACAUUUUUCUUAGUAAAUUUACUCAUGAAAAUUGGGACAAAUGAACACAGAAAGAUAUUUAUUU